Blepharisma stoltei is the source of this 947-nucleotide messenger RNA. The record is from the annotation of a GenBank genome assembly. NCBI's taxonomy places the organism in Eukaryota, Ciliophora, Heterotrichea, Heterotrichida, Blepharismidae.
AUGUCAAGUUCAAUAUCCCAUGUUACUAAAUGUCUUGGAACAAGCCGCAACAUCACUCAUCUCUAUAAAAAAGCAAGGGUAGACGAAAAGAAAUCUUCUAGAUUUUCCCUCUCAACUGCAUCUAAUGAUUCAGGCCGAGCUGUUCUUCUCUCAGGAAUUUCCCCAAGCCACAUUCCGCUCGAGCCUCCAAAGCAAAAUCAGCUCCCACCUUUAUGGGUUGACUCAUAUGACAAAGUAAUAGAAGAUUUAAAAACUCUCGAAGACAAAUGUAAACUCUAUUUAGUAAAACUAUUAAAACAAGCCCAAACGAAAAGGCUUAAAAUUACAUUUGGAGAUCCUAGCCAGGCUGAACGAGAAAUCCUCAUCCUAUCUCAAGAAAUAACCAAGGUAAACUCUUAUUCAGCUAGUUAAUGCGCGAUUUAGAUGGUUUUAUUCACGAUAUUGUAAAAUCAUCAGGAACCAAUAGCGAUAUCACUAUUCGGAAGAAUAUUCAGCAGCAAUUAGCUCAGAAAUUACAAGAAUUCACUCAGCAUCAUAAAACAAUGCAAAGGGUUUAUAUGGAAAAAUACCAACAACUUCAAUCAGGAAGCUCAGUUCCUUUGCAAAUGCCUGAAGAGGAUGAAAUUGAAGACGAUUAUGGAGAUAACCUUGAUCAAGUAUACGAGAUUUCCAAAGCAAGGGAUGAAGGAAUAAAUGGGCUAGUAAACAACUUAAAUGAGCUUGCUAUGAUUUUCAAGGAUUUGAGCAAUUUAGUAGUAAAUCAAGGGACAAUAUUGGAUCGAAUCGACUAUAAUUUAGAACUAGCCUCAGAUCAUACAAAAAAAGGAGUUGUGCAGCUUCAAAAAGCAGAGAAACAUCAAAGGUGCACAAGAGCAACAAGUUGCAUUAUGUUUUUGAUAGUCAUGAUAGUGCUGCUUGCGUUGGUUUUUAUAUUCAAAAACUUUUAA